This is a messenger RNA of Leucoraja erinaceus (little skate), 3052 nucleotides long. RefSeq names its product transmembrane emp24 domain-containing protein 10-like. The record is from RefSeq and is a predicted model, not a curated record. Gene Ontology annotation, cellular component: COPII-coated ER to Golgi transport vesicle; endoplasmic reticulum; endoplasmic reticulum-Golgi intermediate compartment. The transcript has 5 exons. Gene Ontology annotation, biological process: Golgi organization; intracellular protein transport; endoplasmic reticulum to Golgi vesicle-mediated transport. The coding region runs from base 20 to 691 and encodes 223 amino acids. Lineage: Eukaryota; Metazoa; Chordata; Chondrichthyes; Rajiformes; Rajidae.
UCGGCCCGCUCGCUCCGCCAUGUCGCCGCCGUGUCCGUCUCCGUCUCCGUCUCCGUGUCCGCUGCUGCCCGUCGCCCUCGCCCUCGCCGCCAUCACCCUCCUCCGCCUCGCACACCCCGCCGCCGCCGUCUCCUUCCAUCUCCCCGCCAACGCCAGGAAGUGUCUGCGCGAGGAGAUCCACAAGGACGUCCUGGUGACCGGAGAGUACGAGCUGAGUGAACAGCCCGGCGGCCGCACCGACCUCAAGGUGACGGACUCCUCCGGCCACAUUCUCUACUCCAAAGAGCAGGCCAGCAAAGGCAAGUUUGCCUUCACCACCGACGACUAUGACAUGUUUGAGAUCUGCUUCGAGAACCGGCUACCCGCGGGGCACUUCCGGGGCCCGGACCAGCAGAUCGUUCUCAACACCAAACACGGAGUGGAGGCCAAAAACUAUGAAGACGUUGCGAAGGCGGAGAAGCUGAAACCUCUGGAGGUGGAGCUGCGGCGGCUGGAGGACCUGUCGGAGGCGAUCGUCAACGACUUUGCCUACAUGAAGCAGCGGGAGGAAGAGAUGAGGGACACAAACGAAUCGACAAGUGCCCGUGUCCUGUAUUUCAGCAUCUUCUCCAUGUGCUGUCUGGUCGGCCUGGCCACUUGGCAAGUCUUCUAUCUCCGUCGCUUCUUUAAAGCCAAGAAGCUAAUUGAAUAACGGUGAUCAGAGCUGCGUGUGUGAGUGCGUGCGUGUUCAGCAGUGUAUGUCUGACUUGGGGGGGGGGCAGAGAUGAAUGAUAACGUACCAUUGUUUCUUCGUAUUAAAUGCAGUGCUUUAAGUAUUUGAUCCAGGGGUUGUAUUUUUAAUCUGCAGCACUGCGGUCGAUAAUUGACCUGUGGUCAUGGCUAGAAGCCUAUCUAAAUCAUUUGGGCAAACAUAUAAACCUCCCCCAUCGGGAAGAUGUGCUUCAGCUUGAGAAGGAGGCACAGAGUGCUGGAGCAGCUCGUUUGGGUCGGGCAGCAUCUCUGGAGAGGGCACCUGAAGAAAGAUCCCGACACGGUGGCGCAGCGGUAGAGUUGCUGCCUCAACAGCGCCAGAGACCCGGGUUCAGUCCCAAUCUCUGGUGUGGAGUGUCCUCAUUCUCCGUGUGACCGCAUGGGUUUUCUCCGGGUGCUCCGGUUUCCUCCCACACUCCAAAGACGCCCAUGUCUGUAGAUUAAUUGGCUUUGGUAAGAAUUGUAAAUUGUCCCUAGUGUGUAGGAUAGUGCUGGUGUAUGGGGUGAUCGCUGGUCGGCGCGGACUCGAUGGGCCGAAGGGCCUGUUUCUGCACUGGAUCUCCAAACUAGAUUAAGGACCCGAAACGCCAGUCUGAAGAAGGGCCCUGACCCAAAACGUCAUCUAUCCAUGUUCUCCAGAGAUGCUACCUGACCCGCUGAGUUACUCCAGCACUUUGUGUCUUCUUUUGUGAACCAGCACCUGCAGUUCCUUCUUUCUAUACCUCUGUUUGUCUUGGUUCACUCUCCAGGGGAAAGUUGAGCAAUCACUAAGAUUUGUAGAAAUUCUUUUCCACCGGCUGACACAGUCAAAAACCGAGCAUGCCGGGAAAAUUAGUCAGUCGGCAUCUACAGUCGUUACAGCGACGUGCCUCAGAGUCAGAUCCCGAUCUCUGGUGCGGUCUGUGUGUGGAGUUUGCACAUUCUCCCUGACCCCGUGGGUUUCCUCUGGGUGCUCUGGUUUCCUCCCGUUUCCCACAGAAAAUAGAGGUUUGUGCAUUAAUUGGCCCUUUGUAAAUUGCCCCUUAGGGUGCAGGGAGUGAGAAAACGUGGAAUUAGUGUGAACUGGUGAUCGAUGGUUGGUGUGGGCUCGGUGGGCCAAAGGGCUUGUUUUCACGCUGUGUCAAUCAAUCAAUCAAUAACCUGCAGAAAGGGAUUUUCCUGGAUAUUUAGUUUUGUUUUAAGUUCUCCAGUUCCUCCCCAGUUUGUCCAUUUUCAUCUUCUAGAGCUACGAAUAGCUUCCAAGAUCGCUGUUGUCAUUUGACAACGGCCAAGAAAGAAAUCUGCGGAAGACUUAAUUAGAUGCGGCCCCUUGGCACAGCGGUAAGGUUGUUGCCUUACAGCGCUUGCAGUGCAGGAGAUCGGAGUACGUUCUCCCCGUGACCGCGUGGUUUUUUUCCAAGAUCUUCGGUUUCCUCCCAAGCUCCAAAGACGUACAGGUUUGUAGGUUAAUUGGCUGGGUAUAAGUGGAAAAUUGUCCCUAGUGUAUGUAUGUAGGAUAAUGUUAAUGUGCGGGGAUCGCUGGUCGGUGCAGACUCGGUGGGUCGAAGGGCCUGUUUCUGCGCUGUAUCUCUAAACUAAACAGGAAAACAAUCUUUUAAAAACGCAAAAAUAAUUUCACUUCUCACUUAAAUCGGUCACAGUGGAUCACGGCUCCUUUCCCUUGAUGUGAGAAAUACUGUUGUUUCCUCUAGAGUGAAAGAUAUUGACCUCCCUGGUCUCCAAACCUACUGAGAAUGAAGUGAUUCAUCCCAGCUUGAAUCCAGAGGGGACCAUUCAUUCCCCAGAUCCAGCUGCCUGCCUGAAGGUUAUUUCUUUGGUUGAGUUCUUAUUGUAGCCAUAGAGCUUGGGAACAGGCCCACGCUGAGAACCGAGUGUCCAUUUGCGCAAAUCCUGUUGAUGCUGAUAAUGCAUGAAUUUUAAUGGGGGCCACCGUAAAACAGUUCCAGUUUCAGGCUCGUGAGCGACUGUCUUGAGCCGGGUCUGUCCGCGGGAGCAAGGGGCACGUGCGUUACUUCCCGAGAUCCAUGCUCGUGAGCUGAAAAAAUUAAGGGGUGGGGGGUCUUAUUUCUUAUUAAAAAUUUGCACGUUACUAAAGUCAGGCUGCCCCCCUCACUCCAUCGCUUGGAAUAGUCGACUUUUCGUUGAUUUGAUGCCAGGGUUUGAGUUGGUGGAAGAGAGUGUGGGCAGGGGGGGAAAGCAAGUGGCUGGGGCUUUUACGAGCGACCAUAGUUAGGCCGUUCAACUGGGGCUCUCGCGACUGCAAUGUGUGACGAGGGGUGGGGGGGGGGGGGGGUGUCGGUCU